This is a messenger RNA of Lacerta agilis (Sand lizard), 1075 nucleotides long. RefSeq names its product platelet glycoprotein Ib alpha chain-like. Lineage: Eukaryota; Metazoa; Chordata; Lepidosauria; Squamata; Lacertidae. Gene Ontology annotation, cellular component: extracellular matrix. Gene Ontology annotation, molecular function: protein binding. Bases 67 to 1062 code for a protein of 331 amino acids. The record is from RefSeq and is a predicted model, not a curated record. The transcript has 2 exons.
CAGGAAUUCCCCUCACUCCGGCUGUUGGGUUUCAAGCUUCGUGGGGCUUCCCAUUGGAAUUCAGAGAUGCUUCCGUGCGCCCCGAGCGUCCUUCUGGCGACCCUCCUGGCCGUGGCCGGAGCCCCGGAGCCCGCGCCCCCCUGCGAGUCCGAGAUGAACAAGAUCAAGGACCUGCUGCAGGUGAGCUGCGUGGGGAAGGGGCUGAGCAGCGUCCCCGCCGGGCUGCCCAGUGACACGGGCAUCUUGCUGCUGGGCUCCAACCGCCUGAGCCGCGUCUCGCUGGCCUCCUUCCAGCACCUGAGCGCUUUGGUGGAGCUCGACCUGUCCAACAACAGCCUGACCGCCCUGGACACCGGCGGCGCCCCGCUGCCGGGCCUCCAGCAGCUCGACCUGUCGCACAACGGCCUGCGGAGCCUGCCCGCCUUGCAGGGGAUGCCCGCGCUGAAGCACCUGGAUCUGGCGCACAACGCGCUCUCGCGGCUGCCGGCGGGGGGAUUCCGCGCCCUGCGCGCCCUGGAGAAGCUGGAGCUGCAGGGCAACGGGAUCCGGGAUCUGCCCGAGGCAGCCUUCGAGGGGCUGCAGGAGCUGAAGGACGUGGACCUGGCCGACAACCUGCUGGAGGAGCUGCCUGGGGGGCUGCUGGCCGGGCUGGGCAACCUCGAGAUUCUGCGCCUGGAGAGGAACCGGCUGCAGAGGGUGCCCACCGGCUUCUUCCCCGCGGAGAACUACUUCGUGUACCUGUACCUGGCGGAGAACCCCUGGGUGUGCGACUGCGCGCUGGCCUACCUGCGCGAUUACAUCGUGGAGAACGAGGGCAGCGUGUAUACUCGCGUCGUGCAAGGCCCCGGGAAGGAGAUCACCGAGCACAAGCCCGAGAGCGUGGAGUGCCAGGAGCCCGCUUCCGAGAAGGGGCGCCCGGUCAUGCACUUCCAGGCGCACUGCAAGGGGCCCGAGGGAGACAGCGACGGGGGCCCGAUACUGCCCUCCACCACCCCUACGCCAGCCACGAGUGUCGCUCUCUUCUUUUCCUUUCUUCUUUCUGCCUUUCUUUUCUUUUUUUAAGAUUAGAUAGCUG